Messenger RNA from Colletotrichum orchidophilum, 1281 nucleotides. RefSeq lists its product as uncharacterized. Lineage: Eukaryota; Fungi; Ascomycota; Sordariomycetes; Glomerellales; Glomerellaceae. Bases 1 to 1281 code for a protein of 426 amino acids. The record is from RefSeq and is a predicted model, not a curated record. The transcript has 2 exons.
AUGAUUCGACAAUCUUCGGGAUCCGUGGGGAGUACCUCGCCGGCGCAUACUCCGCAAAUCAACAGACCAGUCGGUCCCAGUCGUCUGAGCGCAACACCACUCACCGAAACUCCGCCGACGAGUACUAGCGCUGGCAGAGACGGCACACCGGCAUCAGACAAAAUAUUGUCUGGCCGCGUGAAGAAGACACCACGCAAAGUUGCCAAGAGAAAGGAAGAUGUCUUGAACGAGAAGGAGAAAGAAGAGGAGAGUCGGCAGCUGGACGAGAUGGACGAGGAAAGGAAAUUAUUCCCAGGCAGUGACAGCUGGACAGACGAAGAGCUCAGACUCUUUCAGAUUUUAUACAUGAGGCAGUACAGUCCUCUACUGCCAUCCCACUGGGACAUGGACUUUCGAGGCAUUCCCAUCCCGGAUGUUCUCUUUGCAAGCUCUGAUGCGCACCCGCCCAUCAUCAACUCGAGAUGUGGGAAUGACUUCAAGGCGACAAGAGCACUUGCUCGUCUCAUCGAGCUGACGGCGCAUGUGCGAGGCUUCUGCCAGACACGUCAGAGACAUAGAGCACGAGCUCUAAUUGAAAGGGAACUCCAUGAAUAUGCCAAAUGGGCCGAACAAGAUGGGGGAUAUGACAGCCUCGAGUAUUUGCCGAAUCUCAUCAUCGACAUGGUGGACACCAGCAAGUCGCUUCAGGCCAUUGAGGAGCACAUGCAAUUGCGUCUCAAAGCUGCUGCCGCUACUCAUCGCUCUCACUGGAGGAAAGAUAAGGUCGAUUCUGCCAACAGCGAACAAAAGAGUGCCGGAUACCGAACUGACGACGAGGACGAAGAUGCCGACCCAGAGGACAAUAGAGUUGUCCUUGUACCCGACAAGUAUCUGACGCCGUCACCACAAAAGUCGCAGGCAUUGCGCCCUUCGACCCCUCCACGCGACGGGAUCGGUCACGAAGAUGACCGGAAGCACGAAGCUUCGGGCAGGAAGCUCAUCAGUCCAGCGAGGCAAUUAUCGGCUGGGCAGGAAGAACAGUACAGCCGUCGACCGCCGGUGCUAUAUGGGCUUUUCAUUGUCAAUACGUCUGUUAUGGUGCUUACCAUUGACUCGGCGAAAGAAGGGGAAGAAGCCUACGUUAGUUAUCAAGUCGAGGUUGGCUUCAGCAAAAAUUACCAGGCAGUUUGGAAUGCCAUCACCAUUGCUAUAGUGGUUUGCCUCGCAAGAGACGCGAUGAUGGACAUGAAGGAUUACUUCAACUCGUCAUUCAUAAACGGGGACAGCGACCCUGACGCUUGA